Messenger RNA from Eucalyptus grandis, 1154 nucleotides. RefSeq names its product L-ascorbate peroxidase 2, cytosolic. Gene Ontology annotation, biological process: cellular response to oxidative stress; response to reactive oxygen species; hydrogen peroxide catabolic process. NCBI's taxonomy places the organism in Eukaryota, Viridiplantae, Streptophyta, Magnoliopsida, Myrtales, Myrtaceae. The record is from RefSeq and is a predicted model, not a curated record. Gene Ontology annotation, molecular function: heme binding; peroxidase activity. Bases 103 to 852 code for a protein of 249 amino acids. The transcript has 9 exons.
CAACGGUCUCGUCUCUUCCGCUCCGCCAUUUCCAGAUACUUCUCCAGUUCCCGAGGUCUAUCUCCAUCUCUCUUGUUCGUUCCGAUUUCGCUGAGGGAAGCCAUGGCCAAGCGUUACCCGAACGUCAGCGAGGAGUACCGGAAAGCCGCCGCGAAGUGCAAGAGGAAGCUCCGGGGACUCAUCGCCGAGAAGCAUUGCGCUCCCAUCGUCCUUCGACUGGCAUGGCACUCCGCCGGUACCUUCGACGUGCAGACGAAGACGGGAGGUCCCUUUGGGACGAUCAGGCACUCUGCGGAGCUCGCUCACGAAGCGAACAACGGAUUGGAUAUCGCCGUCCGGCUUCUGGAGCCGAUCAAGGCACAGUUCCCGAUCCUGUCCUACGCGGACUUCUACCAGUUGGCUGGGGUUGUUGCUGUUGAAAUAACUGGAGGGCCUGAGAUUCCUUUCCACCCUGGUAGACCGGACAAAAAUGAACCUCCCCCUGAAGGCCGGUUGCCUGAAGCUACAAAAGGUUCCGACCAUCUAAGACAAGUCUUUGGCCACAUGGGUCUUAGCGACAAAGAUAUCGUUGCCCUAUCUGGUGGGCACACUCUGGGCAGAUGCCACAAGGAACGCUCUGGAUUUGAAGGACCCUGGACUACCAACCCUCUCAUUUUUGACAACUCCUACUUUAAGGAACUCCUCAGCGGAGACAAGGAAGGUCUGAUCAAGCUACCAUCUGACAAGGCUCUUAUUGAGGAUCCCAUCUUUCGUCCUCUUGUUGAGAAGUACGCUGCGGACGAGGAUGCAUUCUUCGCGGAUUAUGAAGAAGCUCAUCUGAAGCUGUCAGAGCUAGGAUUUGCGGACGCUUAAUGAGGAGGCGAGAGGAGCGGCUGUCUAUCAUCUUGGAGGAUGUUUUGGAACCUCUUGUGCAUCUCUCUUGAUCUUCAGCAUGUGUCUGUGACAUGAGUCUGGUGUGCUUUUGUCAUGUGUAGUCAUGUGGUUUGGUCUUCUUUCUGCAAAAUAAGGUUCACCACAUAUUUGAUGGUUUGUGUAGUGAUCUGCUUCUGCAUUUCUAGUCCAUUCCAUGUAUAUAUCUAGAGAACCGUCCUCCUGGAUGAAAAAUGGGCAUUCAUAGAGAAGCAUUUACAGUUGGGUUUUGUGCGGUUGGUGAA